CGACCUCAGCUCAACCUGUCACUGAAGCAUUUCCCGCCUUCUUCCUCUCCAGGCUACGAACAUAACCAUCCUUGUUGACUGUGCUACUUGAUCGCCUGUUCAGGAACCCCGCUAACCACUAAGACGAUCUUGCGUGACUUACCAUUCCGUCGAUUUCCCGGCAUUUCCUUACUUCAUUCAACCUACCCGGUAACUCGGCGGAGACCCUCUAGACACCAUCCCUUGAGCGGUCUCGACCACUCUGCGGUCUCUUAUCGGCAAUCAAAAACCCCCAGACCUUCCCCGCGCGCAAUCUUCUCUGUCAUAAAAGCAUAGCCCUCGGCCUUGACUGGAGGGCGCGUCGGUGUGGUCGCAACAGACACGGGAACAGUGGAGGAUGAGAGGGAACCGCGACCGAUGGGUGUAAUACGGAAGAAGACCGCCUCGCGCGGCACCGAAGCAGGCACCAAAUACCAUUGCGACAUCUGCUCGGUUGAUGUGACUUCGACGGUUCGCGUAUCCUGUGCCCACCCCUCAUGCCAUGAGUACGACCUCUGCGUUCCCUGUUUCGCGGCCGGCGAAAAAUCCAAAAACCACGACCCGUCCACCCACCCGUUCCAAGUGAUCGAGCAGAAUUCCGUGCCCAUUUUCCAGGAGGACUGGGGCGCUGACGAGGAGCUCUUGUUGUUGGAAGGCGCGGACAUCUACGGGCUGGGGUCAUGGGCCGACAUCGCGGAUCAUAUCGGAGGUUAUCGCACAAAAGAGGAGGUCCGGGAUCACUACAUCGACACAUACAUCAAUAGUCCCAACUUUCCACUCCCGGCCCGCGCCGAUCCGGAGGACACGCGCCUCUCCGACUCCAUCUCCAAGGAAGAGUUUCAAUCGCGGAAGAAGCGGCGCAUUGAGGAGCGCAAAGAGGCCGCCAAGGCGGCUCCUCCGACCACGCCUAAGCAGAAGCCUACGGCCAGUGUUCCGGCGUGUCACGAAGUGCAGGGCUACAUGCCGGGACGGUUGGAGUUCGAGACCGAAUUCAUGAACGAUGCGGAGGAGGCGGUGCAGCAUAUGACCUUUGAGCCCGGUGCGGGCGAGACGGCGAAUGGCGAGCUGGAUGCUGAGAUGGAGCUGAAGAUGACGGUGGUGGACAUCUACAAUUCGCGGCUGACGGCGCGUACCGAGCGCAAGAAGGUUCUCUUCGAGCACAAUCUCCUCGAGUACCGCAAGAACACGGCCCUGGAAAAGAAGCGUACGAAAGAGGAACGAGAUCUACUCAACAAGGCCAAGCCGUUCGCCCGGAUGAUGAACCACGACGACUUCGAAGAGUUCAACAAGGGGCUGGAGUACGAGCACAACCUGCGGCUGGCGAUCGCGCAACUGCAGGAAUGGCGACAGAUGGGCAUCGGAGAUCUGAAGGGCGGGGAGAAGUACGAGCAGGAGAAGCAGCAGCGCGCCCAGAGAAUGAUGCCCCAGGGCUCCUUUGAGCGGUUCGCGAGCACACGGCCGAAACAGCAGCAGCAGCCCGAGCAGCCGUCCGCGGCGAGUCAACUGACCACGCCCGAGCUUCCGCUGCGGCUCCAGAAGGCGUCCGGCGCCCCCAAGGCCCCCGAGCCGCCCAAUCAGCCCCUGAACGACUUCGACCGAAUAUUCGCCAUCAACGGCGACGGGCUCAGCACCCCCACGCCGGCGGCGAAGACCAAAUUUGUCGUGCAGCCCCUGACCGGGGUGAUCCCGUGGAAGCUCGAGAACGAGGGGGCGCCCGACCUGCACCUGCUGACGAAGGAGGAGGUGGAAGUGUGUAAUGUGCUUCACAUCCAGCCCAAGCCGUACCUGGUGAUCAAGGAGACGUUGCUGAAGGAGGCGAUGAAGCAGGGGGGCAGCUUGAAGAAGAAGGAUGCUCGGACCAUCUGCAAGAUCGACAGCAACAAGUCCAGUCGUAUCUACGACUUUAUGGUGCACAGUGGCUGGAUCAACAAGGGCUGAAUUGAAUGUCUGGAUACCUUCCUCGAUGUGUGUUUUGUACUGGAGUUGGGAGGCGUUGGGACGGGAGGACUGACUUGUUGCUGUGAUGUUUGACCGGAAUUGACCGACAUGAAUGAUGCAUAGCUUGAUCUACGAUUAGUGUUUGCAGUAGAUCUAUUGAUUGAGUC
Molecule: messenger RNA, 2123 nt
Organism: Aspergillus homomorphus CBS 101889
Lineage: Eukaryota; Fungi; Ascomycota; Eurotiomycetes; Eurotiales; Aspergillaceae
Gene: adaB
Product: chromatin-binding transcription regulator ADA2
Exons: 3
Coding region: 397-1956 (519 amino acids)
Biological process (GO): chromatin remodeling; regulation of transcription by RNA polymerase II
Cellular component (GO): nucleus; SAGA-type complex
Molecular function (GO): protein binding; transcription coactivator activity; zinc ion binding
Source: RefSeq, a predicted model, not a curated record